Ipomoea triloba (trilobed morning glory) is the source of this 3112-nucleotide messenger RNA. Its product is annotated as pentatricopeptide repeat-containing protein At1g76280. Lineage: Eukaryota; Viridiplantae; Streptophyta; Magnoliopsida; Solanales; Convolvulaceae. The coding region runs from base 624 to 2849 and encodes 741 amino acids. The transcript has 15 exons. The record is from RefSeq and is a predicted model, not a curated record. Gene Ontology annotation, molecular function: protein binding.
AAGCUUCUCCAAACUCCAAAGUAUAACCCACAGCACAGCAGAUGUUAGAUUCUUCCUUCUCAAUCCUUGGCAGCAUAAGAUUCAGGCACAGGCAUCGUGUAGCGCCGACGAGGGUAACGCCAGCUGCAUAGAGGAAACAGAGAGCUCAGAAUCGAUAGAGUAGUGCCGGAGCAUAAAAACGUCGGCAUCAACUUAGCCUUCACCGGAGCUCCUUGUCUCCGGACAACAGAUUUCAGCGGUGGCUCACGCUGCUGAAUACAAGCUCUACAGCCUGAAGAACGGUGGUGAAGAGCAAAUCUGUGGUUGAUUUUGGAUUGUUGCCUUUGUAUGAGCAAUAAGAGAAGCCAAGAAUAUGCUUUUAAGAGGGGCUGCCCGAUCAAGUUCAGUUGCUUGCAGAUUUUUGAAUUUUAAAGAAUUUAAAAAGGGACAGAAGAUUGUUCAUAGGAAAGGGUGUCACAAGGAACCAAUUUCAGGAGAAAAUUGUGGAUGCACUUUGUUCAGGAGAAAGGGACAGAGCUUCUACCCUCCUGUUAGAGCUUGGCCAUGAAAGACCCACCUUGAGUUCUAAUGAUUUUAUUAGUAUUCUUCAACAUUGCACAAAGUUGUCUGAUCCACUGUUUCUUAUGGAGACGUGGAAGCUAAUGGAAGAAAAAGAAAUUGACAUAAGUCGUGAAUGCUAUUAUUUAGCUAUCCAGGCACUAUGCAAGGGUGGUUACUUGAAUGAGGCAUUCCGUUUGAUGAAUAUUAUGAGGGAUAACCCUAGUGUUCAUUAUUUUCUACCUAUCUACAACAAGUUGUUGGGGGCUUGUGUUCAAAUGCACAAUAUAAGUUAUGUCAAUCAAUGUUUGGAUUUGAUGGAUCAUCAGAUGGUGGGCAAGAAUGAAAUAACAUAUUAUCAGCUUCUCAAGCUUGCAGUUUUCCAGCAAAACCUCCCUGCUGUCCAUGAGAUUUGGAAGGAGUGUACUAAUCUCUAUAAACCCAGCAUUAUUUUUCUACGAAAGUUUAUAUGGUCCUUUUCAAAGUUAAGAGAUAUGGAAUCUGCUUACCUGACUCUACAACAAAUGGUAGAUAUGGUCUUCCAAGGGGGUUUUCUUUUUAGUAAAACUGCUGAGGGAAAGAUGCGAAAUUUGCGAUUGGACAUUCCGGCACCUUGCAAGGGUGAUUCAAGUCUUCUAAGAAGUGCCAAGGAAAAUGAAGGUUUCAUGCAUUCUGCCAAUAGGUACUACAAUGAUAUGGGCAUGCAUGCAAGUACCAGUGAGCAUUACUUUAAUAUUGGCAACAUAAAGAAAAAUGCCUUUGACAUUUCAAAAAGUACAGUAAGAAAACAAAAAUCCAUAGCUGCCAUGAAGUUGUUGAAGUGGUCAUUCAGUGAUGUCAUGCAUGCUUGUGCAGUCAUGCAAAAUGAUGUUCUUGCAGAGCAAUUACUAUAUCAGAUGCAAAGUCUUGGGUUGCAACCAUCAAGACAAACGUAUAAUGCCUUCACCAUGGCGGUUCUUAAUGCAAGAGGUUUCCAUGAUGCCAUUGAAGUGGUAAAAAUUAUGGAGAAGAAGAACAUGAAGCCAUAUGAUUCAACUCUUGUGUGUUUAUCAGUUAGUUGCAGUAGAAAUUUAGAGCUGGAUUUAGCUGAGUCUUUCCUUGAUCAAAUAUCUACUUUUGAAGGUCCUUAUCCUUUUAAUGCUUUCCUUGAAGCAUGUGAUGCCCUGGACCUACCUGAAAGAGCAGUCCAGUCAUUGACUAAGAUGAAAAAAUUGAACAUUCAACCAGAUAUCCGGACAUAUGAGUUACUAUUCUCAUUGUUUGGAAGUGUAAAUUCACCUUUCAUGGAAGAAAAUUUAAUGUUUCAAAAUGAUGCUGCCAAACAAAUACGUGCUAUAGACAUGGAUAUGAUGAAGAAUGGCGUUCAACACAGCCAGCUAUCUAUGAUGAAUUUGUUGAAAGCACUUGGGACCAGGGGCUUAGUAAAGGAGAUGAUUCAAUUCUUACAAGCUGCAGAGAACCCAAUCCCUCACUAUCAAAGUUCUCUUGGAACUAGUCUCUAUAACACAGUUUUGCACGUGCUUGUUAGGGCAAAAGAAACUAAUGCGGCCAUCAGUAUAUUCAAAGGUAUGAUAUCAUGUGGAGCUUCACCAGAUGCUGCAACUUACACGAUCAUGAUUGAUUGCUGCACCAUUAUAGACAAUUUCAAAUCUGCCUGUACCCUGGUUUCCAGGAUGAUCCGUGAUGGUUUCGUUCCCCAAAUAUUUACUUAUACAAGCCUUAUUAAGAUUCUGGUGGAAUCAGAGGAUUUUGACAAGGCAUUUAGGUUACUCAACCAGGGAAUUUUGGAUGGGAUCCAGCCUGAUGUAUUGCUAUAUAACAGAAUUGUUCAAAAGGCAUCUGAGAAGGGAAGAAUCGAUGUGAUUGAGCUCUUUGUUGAGCAGAUGCACCGGGAUAGAGUUCAGCCUAAUUCAUCAAUUUGCCGAAAUGUAUUCUUUGCAUAUGUAGACGGGAGAUUUUAUAAAACUGCUAUUGAGGCAUUGCAGGUUUUGAGUAUGAGGAUGAUUUCUCUAGAUGACAACGUUUUGGACGAACGACAAGCUGAAUAUGAGCACCUAAUUCUGAACGAGGAAACAGAAGAUGAGACGAAGAUAACCAAUCUCUUUAUUGAAGACGGUAGGGAGGACCAUUCCGUCGCAUUACUUAUCUUAAGAUGGUGUGCCAUACUUGGAUUUCCAAUAUCUUGGACAUCUAACAAGAGCCAGUGGGCUAAGAGACUAUCGAUGAACUAUGACCGUUCUAUACUAGUGGCAGAUGAUAAUUCUGAGUCUGAUCGCUUUUUCUCGACUACUCUGACCAGAAGGCAGGCAUGAAGUCUUCUCUUCUAUAUUUCUGCUUCAUCGUCAACUUAAUGUGCUUAGAUCAAGUUUCUGAUUAGAUUUGAAGUUGGGAGAUGAAUGAAGUAGGCGGCAUUUGAUUCAGAGAUAGGAAAUGGAAUCAAAUACCAUCCAUAUCUUCAUUCACCUUUUGGUUUGUUGAUGACGAAAAAUGUAUAAAUUCCAUAUGAUUUACUUGCAGCAUGUUUGGCUUGUAGCCUUGUAGGAUAGGCAAUGAAUGAAAUAGGAUUUUGAGGAAA